AAUUACUUUUUAAACUGAUAGCGUUGAAUUGAAUAUUUUCUCGAAGUCAGAAAGGGAAGAAGCAAAGAAAAAAGGGGAAGCAAAAGCGCAUCAUAAUAAACAAACCAAAGUCGGGAUGCCGAGACCGCGUAUGCACGUUCCCGUGGACACCGAGCGAGCGCCAGGGCACGCGCUUUAGGCAAGCGACCGCCAUUUUGAUCCGAAUAUAAGAGAGAAUAUUUUUUUCUUGCACAAGCCUGGAAGCAGUGGUCAGGAUUGAGAACAUAGGAAGAAGAAGGGGAAUAAUUAGGAUAAAAAAAAACUUUGCAUGAAAUAAAAAAACGAAAGAGCAAGAUCCUUAUAUCAGACGGAUAUAUCUGCGCUUGUUUGUUUGUUUACUAGAGGGGGUUUAGCGCCGGAGGAAUUACGCCCCCCCGCCACCCCCCUGUAAGAACAGUUUCUUGGAGGCUUGCAUGCGAAGGAAUUGUCCUGCAUUUCUAAGGUUCUGAAAGAUACUGACAUCAAGCCACUGAGGCUUCCAUGACGGUGAAGGAAAGAAUUUCUCAGUCUGUGCACUUAUCUAUCUGGAAGACAAAUGUUUGUCUGCCUAAGAAAAAGAUUUAACUAAACACAUACCCAUUUUGUUACCAGAAUAUAUGCAGAAUGUGCCUACUAGGCACACCUACAGAAGAGAACAUAUGAACAACUCAGCCCCCCCUCAGUUUUUCAUAUUCUGAGAAAAAAAAAGAAAGCCGGGCACCAUCCCAUAAUACUUGUCUGGCAAAACACAUACACACACACCUUGAUUGCACUGCAGAUCUGGACAUGCUAGCACAGAAAUGGGCAUGACAAAAAGUUCUGUGUGUCCAGUGAAAAUGUUCUGGAAGUUUGACCUGCACCCCACCUCACAAAUUGAGAAGCUGCUAGAUAAGGAGGAUGUGACACUGCAAGACUUGAUGGAUGAAGAUGACAUCCUUCAGGAGUGCAAAGCUCUAAACCGUCAGCUGCUGCUUUUCCUGUGUCAAGAUCACUGCAUGGAAGAGCUGAUAAACCUCAUAACUCAGGAACCACCUGCAGAUAUGGAGGAAAAGAUACGCUUUAAGUAUUCCAACAUUGCCUGUGAGCUUCUGACAUCCGAUGUGAGUCAUAUUAAUGAUAAACUUGGAGGGGACGAAUCUUUGCUUGAUAUACUAUAUAAAUUCUUGGAACAGGAACCACCUCUUAAUCCCUUACUUGCCAGCUUCUUCAGCAAAACUAUUGGAAAUCUCAUAGCAAGAAAAACGCAACAGGUCAUUAGCUUUUUAAGAAAGAAGGAUGGCUUUAUUAGCCUUGUGCUUAAACAUAUUGAUACAUCAGCAAUGAUGGACUUGCUUCUUCGUCUCAUUAGCUGUGUGGAACCAGCUACUUUACGGCAAGAGGUUUUAAAUUGGCUGAAUGAAGAGAAGUUAAUUCAGAGACUUAUUGAACUUAUUCAUACAAGCCAGUGUGAACAGAAACAAUCUAAUGCUUCCCAAACCUUAUGUGACAUCAUCAGACUGAGCAGAGACCAGGCAACUCAGCUGCAGGAUACUGUUGAGCCUGAUCCAUUACUUACUGUACUACAGUCGCAAGAAAGUGUUGAGGAGCUUUUGAAGAACAUGUUUGAGGGUGAGAAGAGUGAAAGCUGUGUGGUAAAUGGAACUCAAGUGCUACUUACAUUAUUGGAAACUAGGAGGCCUGGGGUGGAUGGGCUUUUGGAUUUGUGUACUCAGGGAUAUGAACGGUCGUACACUGUUAGUAGCAGCAUUUUGCAAGGUAUUGAACCUCACUUGAAGGACUUCCAGCAGCUUCUUCUGGAUCCUCCUAAGAAAAGUGCAAUAUUAACCACAAUUGGAGUCUUAGAAGAGCCGCUGGGAAAUACUCGUCUUCAUGUAGCCAGACUCAUUGCCUCCUUGCUUCAAACAAACACACCCAGUGUAAAUGAAGAACUAUGCAGGCUAAAUACCAUGGAUACUUUACUUGAUUUGUUUUUUAAAUAUAUCUGGAAUAACUUUUUGCACUGCCAAGUAGAACUGUGUGUAGCAGCAGUUCUGAAUCAUUCAGCACAUGAGGAAAAAGUAGUAGCAAAUUCAGAAACUACAGAAGAUCACAACAAGACUGUAAAUCCAGAAGAGGUCACGACGAGCUCUGAAAGCAUAUUAGUAAAACAUCUUUUUCAGAACUGCCGGUUGGUUCAAAGGAUACUUGAUGCUUGGGAAGAAAAUGACAGAAUACAAUUGGAAGGAGGAAUGAGAAGAGGAUACAUGGGCCAUCUUACAAGAAUAGCAAAUAUUGUAGUACAAAACUUGGAGAAAGGGCCUAUUCAAGCACAAAUCAGUGAUCUCAUCAAAGAACUUCCUGAGGACUGCAGAGGUCGUUGGGAAACAUUUGUUUUAGAGACUCUUACGGAGACAAAUCAGAGAAACACUGUUGACUUGGUGAGCACACAUAACUUACAUUCUUCCAGUGAGGAUGAUGAUAUUGAAAGCACUUUCACCAACGAAUUGUCACUUCAGCAGGCAUUUUCAGACUACCAGAUUCAGCAAAUGACAGCUAGCUUUGUUGACCAAUUUGGAUUUAAUGAUGAAGAAUUUGCCGAACAAGACGACAGUAUAAAUGCCACAUUUGACAGGAUUGCUGAAAUAAAUUUUACACUGGAGGCUGAUGAUGAUAGUCCAAAUGGAGGCAUAUUUGAAGCAUGUUAUAAAGAACGAAUUCAACAAUUUGAUGAUAAAGAAGAUGAAGAAGAUAUAUGGGAAGAGAAAGAAAUAAACUAUGCAACGCAAGUCAAAUCAAGAACAAGGUUUGGCAUUUCUCGUACCUCAGAAAGCUCCUCAAAAAGUGACUUGGAGAACGGUGACCAAGACGGUAGUAUUGGUUCAGAAGAUGAUGAACCCGAGUCAAAGCCAGAAGUAGCAGCUGAAAAACAGAAUAGUGGAACAAAAGAGUUUCAAGAGGACAGUCCACAAUCACCAGAAAAUGCCACUAGGACAGCAACAUUUGAGGAUACAGUGAACUCUAAGCCCCCACCAGCUUCUGUUGCUGUGGACAUCGGCUCUAGUGUUUGGGAUAAAACCACUGGCUCUCGUGAUAAAGCAGAAACUGAAGAAAAAGGAUGGGCAAAAUUCACAGACUUUCAAGCUUUCUGCUGCUCAGAAUCUGUUCCCAGAUGUAGCUCACCGGUUGACACGGACAGUAAUGAUUCUAAUGGACAUUCCAAGCAAAACCAAGAAAAAAAUUUCAGUACAACUUCACCUUGUGUCUGGAAUGUUUGUGUGGCACGCAAAGCACCUUUGGUGGCAUCUGACAGCAGUUCGUCUGGGGAAUCAGAAAGUGAUGAAGAUGAAGAUAAAGCAGGCAUUGUCACCGAAACUAUAACAACAGGUUGUGGCCAUGAAACAAUCAAGCUGACUAUGGAUACCAAAAAUGAAAAAGCUGUUUUCACAAGAAUAUUUAGGCCUGCAGUCAGAGGUGAUGCUGAUUCCAUGUUAGAAAAGUUGACCAUAAUGGAUGUGUCACAAAAAUCAGAAUUACCAAACAGGACAGAGACUUCAACAGACCCUCUGAAUUCUGCAGCCGCAGAAGAAGCAGCAAUAGGAUUAGCAGUACAGGACAAAAAGAGAGAAGAUGCAGUGCUUUCUUCUGAAGCUUUGGUUAAUGGACCUGCUUGACUCUGUCAGUCUGAACUGCUUCCAUGUUAAUCCAAAACUUUUUAAUGCAACUUGUUUUUUUAUAAUAAAAUGCUGCGAAUCUUAUUGAGCCCUGACCAUCAGGACCAGUAAUCAUGAAACAA
This is a messenger RNA of Polypterus senegalus (gray bichir), 3790 nucleotides long. RefSeq names its product protein phosphatase 6, regulatory subunit 2a (gene ppp6r2a). The coding region runs from base 819 to 3668 and encodes 949 amino acids. The transcript has 26 exons. The record is from RefSeq and is a predicted model, not a curated record. NCBI's taxonomy places the organism in Eukaryota, Metazoa, Chordata, Cladistia, Polypteriformes, Polypteridae. Gene Ontology annotation, cellular component: nucleus; cytosol. Gene Ontology annotation, molecular function: protein phosphatase regulator activity; protein phosphatase binding.